UUCUUUCAAUUGAUUUGUUUUUUCAGGUUUUGAUUAGAUCGCCAGUGGAAUCAGAUCAUAUACUUAAACACUUGAAAGCGUGUGAGGAUUGAAUUGUGUGUGUUCUUAGCAUUUAAUCUGAGCUAAGAGAGACCACUUGUUGUGUCCUGCCUGGAAGUUGCUUAAUUUUGAUCAAUUAAGCUCAUAAUAAUAAUAUUAAUAUAAGGCUAUUAUCAAUCUUGAAAAGACCAAUCUCUGAGGGUUAUUCAACCCAAGUAUCAGGGUUUCUGAGGUGUAUAUAACUAACUUGCCAAGUUAUAAGGAGUUUUAGAAUUUUUGGGGACUUUGAAAUUGAUUUCUUGGAGGUCAGAAAGUGAAAUUCUGAGCUGGAAUGGUGUACUGGAUCAGGGAUUCUCUGAUCUGGUCAAGUGCUGGCGUAAAGGAGCUAAACAGUUGUUGGAGUGUGGUGAAAGUGUUCUGUUUUACAGUUAGCAAGGACAAGUGCCAUGUCUCGCUGUUUCCCGUUUCCUCCACCAGGUUAUGACAAGAAGUUUGCAACUCACGACACUGCUGACCCUCUCUUAAAGGAGAAGUGUAAGGAAAAGAAACCCAAGAAGGAUAAGGACAAAGAAAAGAAAGAGGGUAAAGAGAAAAAGAGUAGAGAUAGAAGUAGAGACAAACAUAAGGAAAGAAAGGAGAAAAAAGAGAAACUUGAAGAUCGUAAAGACAAGGAUAAAGAAAAAUGCAAACCUUUGGAGGAGAAGAAAGCCGAAGUGCUGACAAACACAGGGACCAAUAAUAGUAAUGGAGAGUCAAAGUAUGUACAUGAACUGGCAAGAAGGAUCCGAUAUGACGAAGAAGCGACAGGAAGUCAGAGUGCACAAAGGAUUACUAACCAAAAAGGAAUACCAGGAAAAACAUUUGUAAACAGCAGUUUCUCCCCAAAUCAAGUAAUAAACGAUAGGGAGAAUGAUGAUAAGAGAAUCAGUACCCAGAAGAAUGUUGCUGGGGCAAAAAGUUCUGAAAAUGCUCGAGAAUCAUUUGGUGCAGAUCAGAAAAGAGCUUUGGCUAUGUGUAAACCAAUGGAGAACAGAGACAAGGCGAUGCAUACAGAAUCAGCUGAGAAGAUUUACCGCAAGGAAAGUGUGGCAAUGAGUGAUAAACCAAGAGAUAAAGGUGUAAAAAAACUCGAAGCAAAGGAUACAGACAGAAAUAAGGAGAAGAAAACAGAGUCAAUAAAUGAAACUCAUCAGGAAAAACCAAGAUUGAUAGAAGAGCCCAGAUUCAAGGAUAGGGGAAAGGACUCUCUGGAUAUAAGGAAUGGCAGACCGCCUGACAUGUCACGGGCGAGUGUCAAUAAUCUUAUUGCUGAGAAAAGUCUUGGCAAGCGGAUGGAUCUUGACACAAAUGGACUCUUGUAUGAGAAUGGAACCAAACCAAACAAGUUACAGAGGCACUCAGCAUCAGUCUCAUCUGUGGAAAACGGAAGAACGUUAGGUCCACACCGUAGUCCUGCUUCUGAGAUGCAAGGAAAGGCCUGCAAGCCAGAAGUCAAGGAAGUUAAGAUUAACGGUUUUGUUGUCCCUGGAGAAAAAGAAAAGGUCUGUUCACUGAGUCCUUUGGCUGCAACAAUGAAAGCGAAAGUGAAAGAAAAUGGUCAAGCACCCCCAAAGCCACCUCAUCCGGACCUAAAGUAUCUGGAUCAGAUACUCAGUGUACCGAAAAGAGAGCUGUUUCUGGAGGUUGAUAACGACGAAGAAUGGCUGUAUGGUCCGUUAGGUGUCAAGUUAAAAAAGGCAAGAACAUAUUCUCCUGAUUCUGUUGAAUCCUUGCAGGUGUGGAACCAAGCUUUCAAAAUAGAAUCUGCCGACAUGUUAGCUCUUCCAUAUGUUGUUCCCUUUUAG
Messenger RNA from Eruca vesicaria subsp. sativa (arugula), 1883 nucleotides. The record is from the annotation of a GenBank genome assembly. Lineage: Eukaryota; Viridiplantae; Streptophyta; Magnoliopsida; Brassicales; Brassicaceae.